Messenger RNA from Oryzias latipes (Japanese medaka), 2181 nucleotides. It is a transcript of the gene aebp2, whose product is annotated as AE binding protein 2. Gene Ontology annotation, cellular component: ESC/E(Z) complex. NCBI's taxonomy places the organism in Eukaryota, Metazoa, Chordata, Actinopteri, Beloniformes, Adrianichthyidae. Gene Ontology annotation, biological process: regulation of transcription by RNA polymerase II. The record is from RefSeq and is a predicted model, not a curated record.
GCCAAUCAGAGAGCAGACAUUGUGAUUAGGCUCACUUCUGCAGCAGUAAAGCAUUUGACCAAAAUUUUAAGACGAAAACGGCCCUCCGUUACCUUCUGCGGUUGCCAUGUCUGCUGUGACUUUUGGAGAAGAAGCCGUGGAGACCACUUCAAACGAUGUACCGUCCGACGGGGAGAGCGGCGAAAAGAAAGAAAACGGCCUUACUGAGCCGGAAACGGGGCAACAUAACAGCAGCUCAGAGCCAAAGAUGGAAGAGGUGGCCGCAGAGUCCGGCGAGGACAAACCCGUGGAAGCUGCAAACAAGGCCGCGGGGGAGGCGGCAGCCGACGACGCCGCCUCAGCAGCGACCAAGGAGACAACUGCAACUACCGAAGACUCUGAGACACAGAAUCGCACAGAGGAUCAUGGCAACAACGAAAACACAAUGAAAGAUACUAAGGUGGAACCCGAGGAGGACAGCCGGAGUUCGGGCAUGGACUGCGAGAAGAGCAUAACUGUCUGUGAAGAUGGUGAGAAACCCAGCAAUGGAGGCGGGGAAUUGGGCGACAAGCGGCGGCCGAGUGAGGAGAUGUCCUCCUCUGAUGGUGAGCCGUUGAGCCGCAUGGACUCAGAAGACAGUAUCAGCAGCACCCUGAUGGAGAUGGAGAGCACGGCCUCGAGUGGACGCUCCACCCCAGCGAUGAUGAACGGACAGGGCAGUGCCAGAUCUUCAGGGAACAAGACGAUGGCGUACACCUGUUGUUGGGACCUCUGUCCACAGUGCUUCAACUCCAGCCCCGAUCUGGCUGAGCACAUCAGGGGCAUUCAUGUGGACGGGCAGAGAGGAGGGGUGUUUGUGUGUCUGUGGAAAGGCUGUAAAGUCUACAACACACCGUCAACUAGUCAGAGCUGGCUCCAAAGACACAUGCUGACCCACAGUGGAGACAAACCCUUCAAGUGUGUUGUUGGGGGCUGCAACGCCAGCUUUGCUUCCCAGGGAGGGCUGGCUCGCCAUGUUCCUAGCCACUUCAGCCAACAAAGCUCCUCUAAAAUGUCCAGCCAGGCCAAACUUAAGGAGGAGUCUCCCUCCAAAGCUGGGUUGAAUAAGAGAAAGAAGCUCAAGAACAAGCGCAGGUGCACAUUACCGAGGCCGCAUGACUUCUUUGAUGUCCAAACCAUGGACGCUAUUCGCCACAGGGCCAUCUGUCUCAACCUCUCCACCCACAUUGAAAGUGGUGGUAAUGGCCACAGCGUCGUCUUUCACAGCACGGUGUUGGCUAGACGAAAAGAGGGAUCCGGCAAGGUCAAGGUACUGCUACACUGGACGCCUGAGGACAUACUGCCUGAUGUGUGGGUGAAUGAAACGGAGCGAUCUCAGCUGAAGACCAAAGUGGUCCACUUAUCCCAGUUACCACAGGACACAGCCAUGCUAUUAGACCCAAACAUCUACCGAGCUCUUCCUCAAAAACGGCUGAAGCGCAGAACAACUUCUUCUUUCUCUGCUGUCUUUAUGCUCAGCCUAUAAGAAGUCCUCUGUGGCCUCGGCGCUUAAAGGAAAACGCUUGUUGAUGGAGGACUGGGAUGCAUGGACCGGUGAUAUAAGAAGUGAAACCCUUUUAUCAUUUCCCUCUCGUUAUCACAUUCUUUUUUCAUUCAAAACUUCAAUGAAUGUUCCCUUUUUUUUUGAUCAUUUUUUAUAGUUGUUUACAUGUUCUAAGAGCCUAAACCCCCACAGUUAAACCUGUUUUGUGUGUUUGCCAAAUAACAUAUUUUUUAAGUGUUUUGUGUAGAAUAUUUAUCCAGAUUUGUAACUUAUUUUUAUAUAAAAGAAAAUACUGGUGUUAUGUGGCUUUUUGUGAAGGUUUAAGUAGAACCACUAUAAUAAUAAGUAAACUGCUUCUUGUUUUAUUAAAGUAUCUAGAACCUAACUGAUGUAAUAAUGCUGUACAUUAGCUGCGUAUCCCGUUUAUACUUUGUGUUUAACAAAGUAGUGUAAGUUCAUUUGUAGUCACUGUUGUUUAUGUGUUUACAGUAGAAACAUUUUACAAACUGUUUCCAGAUGCUUCCACCUGCUCUCACCAUGUUUACUGAAUUAUGUAAGAGCUGCAAAUGUAAAGGAUCUUCAUCACCGCUGAAAAAAAGCUGACUUUUGUUAUUUCAUGUUGUCACUUUCAAAUUAAAAGUUGUUUUUUCUAAUGCGUA